AUGGAUGAGAAAAACAUGACUGCAAUUACCGUGAUCCACCUAUUAGGGUUUCAGACUUCAAAAAAUGUAACAUUUGUGGUCUUCUUUCUAUUUCUUAUGUUUUAUUGUACAACAAUAUGUGGAAACCUCCUGAUCAUCAUUAUGGUGUCCUACAGCAAAACCCUCCAUUCUCCCAUGUACUUCUUCCUCUCCCAGCUGUCUGUGUCAGAUAUGUUACUAAUAACGGAUGUUGUCCCUAACAUGCUCCAUGCUGUUUUAGAAAAUACUACUAUAAUGACAGUUUCUGACUGUAUCACCCAGUUCUAUUUCUUUGCUGCCACGGAAAGCUUGGAGUGUCUUCUUCUGACAGUGAUGUCUUAUGACAGAUAUUUGGCCAUUUGUAAACCAUUGCAUUAUACUUUGUUAAUGAACCAUCAGUUUUGUUUGAUAACAGUUAUCACUAGUUGGAGUUUCAGUUUUCUAUUAGUGCUGAUUUAUAUUUUAACCAUAUCCAAAUUGCAGUUUUGUGGCCCCAAUGUUGUUGAUCACUUCUUUUGUGAUCUUGACCCGAUCCUACAACUCUCCUGCUCUGACACCACCAUUGUUCAACUAGAAGCCACGAUACUGAGUGUAAUUUUUGGUGUCAUCCCAUUCAUUGUCAUCAUUGUAUCAUAUGUUUAUAUCAUAGUCACCAUUUUUGAAAUCCCAUCCAUCACUGGUAGACAAAAAGUUUUCUCGACAUGCAGUUCCCAUUUGACUGUUGUGUUCAUUUUUUAUGGGACCAUGUUUUGUGUAUAUUUAGUACCAGGUAGAGGACAGUCGUUGAACAUUACUAAAUACUUUUCGUUACUGUACACUGUACUCACCCCACUAAUGAAUCCAAUUAUUUACAGCCUGAGGAAUAAAGACUUGAAAAAAGUUGUGAGAAAAAUUAUCAAUAACUUGUCUUUCUAA
Molecule: messenger RNA, 933 nt
Organism: Nanorana parkeri
Lineage: Eukaryota; Metazoa; Chordata; Amphibia; Anura; Dicroglossidae
Product: olfactory receptor 24-like
Exons: 1
Coding region: 1-933 (310 amino acids)
Biological process (GO): G protein-coupled receptor signaling pathway
Cellular component (GO): membrane
Molecular function (GO): G protein-coupled receptor activity; olfactory receptor activity
Source: RefSeq, a predicted model, not a curated record